GGUAUUAUUAUGUAUCAUGUAAUCAGGCCCUUAGACGGCGAUCAUUUCAAAUUCAAGGUUUAUUGACUGGCAGUCUAGUGUAGCAGGCAGAUAAGUGGUAUUUUUGGAACUGAGAUCUUUGUUCGUUCUGCUAUAUCACGCUAGUACAGUAACUGUAAGGCAUCGCAGUUUAUAACUCUAGUGCUCAAUAUAGAAUCUUUUUGGUGACAAAUAUUGUGAUAGCAUAUUUUCGGUGAGCUUCAGUAGUGUGAGGUGAAAUGAAUGCGUUCAUCUCAAUGAACCCAACCCUACACGGGUCUAAUACCUGGGGAAUGUUUAAUGUAUCUAGUCUGUUUGAUGGAUACAAAACUUCACUUGCGCUUCGCUCAGACAAUUAUCUUAAAAAGAAUGGUUCCAGCUCAUUUAAGAAAUAAAGAAAAACGAAACUUUCCCCUUCCCAUCGCCCUCAUGACCUUUUUUCAUGUUCUCUGUCCAAAGUCCAGCGAUGCUCGGAGUGUAUAUAUAUUGAUUACAUUUCCUUCCUUCCCCUCUUGUAAACAAUAUACAGCAGAAAUGCAAAACCAUAAUAAGAAUAAUAUCAAAACAUAACCAUAUCUGGGCAUUUGAACUUAACAUAAUAGAACAGUAAAUUAUCCGUCAAUGAAAAAAUGCCAGCAUUGAUCAGGCGAAAACGAAUCUAAACAAGGGGACUUCCCUCGCCUCGUUCUCGAGCAGCGCAAUGAACAGAAAACCCUACAUAGUGUCACACGCAGUUGUUUGUUGAGUUACAUGUAUUGAAUUGUGAAAUGUAAAUAACCGAUUUUUCGCUAUUGCUCGGACACAACAGAACAGAAUGAUAAUGCAAUACUGGCAAACCUCUGCACGGAGAAUUUGAAGUGCUUUAUCAGCGUCACGUUUGGUGAUACCUCAAAAUUUCAACCAAAAUUGUGUGUUCUCUUAGUUCACGAAGUACUCUUUCAUUUCCUUCAAUUCCCCUAAAAUUCUGUAUCUUACUUUCGGGAAAUCAGAUAGCCUGGUCGAGAAUGCUGAAGUGGCCUCUGCCCCCUGGGCACUGAACUCGACUGGCGGAAAUGAGAGAGUAGGAUCAACUUGCAGCGCUUGAGUUUCGUUCGAAGGACUGUUUGAAAGCCUUAGUCUGAAACAGACUGGUUUCAUUCCUUAGUCUGAAACAGACUGGUUUCAUUACAUCCGAGCAGUGACUGCACAUAAAACACUGUAAACCUUCCCCCUUCCCUGCCCCUUCCAGACGCUCGAUAUGUUUUUCGACUCCGAGACAGCAUUUACAAACGAAGAUUGACUGAUUGUCACUUCCCUUGUUCUCUCUUCAAAACAAUACACAGCAAAAGUCCAAAACCAUAAUGAGAAAAAAAGUGCCCUGUCAUUCCAAUAUAUAACCAUAUCUGGGCAAUUGAACGUUAGAUAAUAUAACAGUAAUUGGUAAAUUUCCCGUCAGUGGAAAAAUGCCAGUACUGAUGAAACCAAAACGAAUCUAAACAGGGGGAAUCCCCGCGCCUCGUUCUCGUGUAACAUGAAGAAAACAAACGGACGCCGACUGAAAUUAACCCAACCUCACUUUAACGCCCAUUGCUUGAUCUUGAUAGAAGUUUCACUUGAACAUACGCCGAUUUUUUGCCUUAAGAUCAUGGCGGCUAAUAAUUUUGGUUCUGCUAAGCCGGUUUAUAGCCCUUACGGUGGUAGCAAAGAGUCCCUUGUCAUAGUGGACGAGACGGAAGCAGUCUGUACAGGGAGUAUAAACGGCGACUGCCGUGAUCGCUCUUCGUCUUUGAUCUCCAUCGUGUCGGUUCAUCACGAAGAUGUCGUAGGUUAUGAUGACGGUGACAGUGAUAGGGAAGCAGCUGCAAUAGAAGACAACAAACCUGUGACCAAAGACGAUGUUAUUAUGAACUUGAGCUUAAGUUCUCCAUCGUUAAGGAAGCUGCGUUGGUUUCUACAGAUCACUUUUCUGUGGCUUCCUCAAAACGCAUCGUCCGCACGGAAGACGUUUUACACUGCGAUGCAAGUGCUCAUCGUUGCUUUCCUGUGUGGUUGUUACGCGUUCGACAUGGGAGCAUUCCACAACAGAUCGCUGAUCCAAGACGAAUUGGGGGAGACUGUAACAGCCGCUAAGAACAUCAUCUGGUCCUUCAGGUACCUCGAGAUGUACAUUGUUGGCAUCUUGUACUUUCGAAAGCGCCACUUGGAGAAAAUGCUUUCCGAAGUGAUUUUGACCAGGCGAUACUGGAAGAAAGUUCGGCGCACAAUCCUCAAGGUCAGCAUUGCCGUGUUUCUCUUUGUCUUCGUCGUGCCAGUGACUUCGAAAAUUGUUCAGAUGAACUUAACAACGAGGAAAGUGGAAUCAUUCAGCCUCAAGGAGAUCCUCUGUAGUGUUUCCCUGUCGAUUAUGGCUCGAAUUGUAGCUCUGCCUAUUUUUCUAGCCUUUAUCUAUGUCGUAUACGUCACAUUCAGCCAAAUUCGCCUGUUCAAAGAGCAACUUCAAAAGUGGCCCGAGGGAAUGAAAGAGGAAGCAAGAAAUCGGUUCAUUGACAUUAAAACUACCAUCCGAGACGCAGAGAGGUCUUUUCAGACUUUUCUAAUAGCACAUCUGCUAUUGCUGCUGGUCCUUCUCAUACCAGCCAUAUUUUCUUGCGUCGAGCGCCUUCAAAGUGAGAGCCACUAUGAGGAGACCGAUACUGACCAAAUGGAAAUGAGAUCCGCUCUUAAGCCUCCGGGAAAUACAGAAAAUUUCAUCGCCGCUGUCAAUGGCACUUAUUACCAACGGCAACAAGUGACCUUCCUGUUAAAGCUACCGGCGAAUUAUGGUCAAAACACAACGCAUAACGCACCUCAUAAGCGCACUGUAUCCAAGACUGAUGCAGCUGGAAUCGCAAAGAUCGUUUGUGCCAAUUUGGGUGGUUUCGUGGAAAUGCUGGUGCUGUACAGCCUCCCGUUAAUUUUCUUGGCCAAACUGCACAAGAUCAUGGCUAGUCUCCCUGAAGUUGUCCAGGAUCUCAAGUUCAGUGAGCAAACAAAACAUGGAUAUCUGUUCCAAAACAAGCAAAUCCAGGAUGAAGUAAAGGGAGAUCUUUCAACAGGAAGGGGCAUUCAGAUACUCCGCAUGAAUUUGACGGGCAUCAAGGCCGCUCUUUUAACACUCCUUAUGCCUUUCCUUACAACCGCUAUUCACUUGUUAUUUCUACAUGUAGACCUAAGCUGAAUUCUGUGGGUAGGCUCCCCUUCCUCAGGGGGGACUCCCAUAUAAAAAGAACAGGGGUGCUCAUCGGAAAUGAGAGGUACCAAGAUUCUGUUUUGUGGAUGUGGCUUGAACUAGGAGGUACCAAUUCUAAAAUAACACAUUAUCUCCAAUCAUAGUUUUUUCAGAUCAAUACCCUAAAAUAUUCUGCAAAAGCUCCUACUGAGGACCUUUUGGGGCUGAACAAGCUAGGAGGUACCAAAACCAAAAAACCCUAUCAAAACUACCCGUACCAAAACC
Molecule: messenger RNA, 3490 nt
Organism: Orbicella faveolata
Lineage: Eukaryota; Metazoa; Cnidaria; Anthozoa; Scleractinia; Merulinidae
Source: RefSeq, a predicted model, not a curated record